AUGUCGUUUCCGACGUCACGGGAGUCGGGCGCAGCGGCGGCGGCGGCGCCACCAGGUCUCGAGUGCGCCCUCCCCCGCGGAGGAGGGACGCCGAAGGCAGCUGCGGGGAAUACAGGGGCGUUGCCCUCCACGAAACAUGGGGCCAAGCCGGAACACCUGGGACUUGCGGGGGACGAGGAGCGACGACAAAAGCAGCAGGCGCAGCAAAGCGAGACUGCGGGGCCCGGCUUCCGCACGGAUGCAAAUGGGACCACAGAGAGGGACCAUGACGACGAAAUGGAGUGUUGGAUAUGUCGUUUUGGUGGAGACACUGCCCAAAAUCCUUUGAUUACGAACGUGUGCAAAUGCCGUGGGUCCGUCGGUUGGGUACACCGUGAGUGCAUUGACGCCUGGGUGCUUUCACAGCGUCGCUCUAACUGCCCAAGCUGUGGAGCAGCGUAUAAGAUUUUUGCGAUAGGUGAGGUAGAGUUACCGCAGACCUGUUUUGAACAGUUGAGCUUUCUCUUCUGGGAGCUGUUCUUGCCCUUGUGCGCCAAGGCUCUGGUGCUCUUGGUUGGUAGCACGAUAAACGGUUUCGUCGUGCCAUGGAUUAUUGGCGUCGCAUUUUAUCAUAAGUAUUUCUUUUUGGGCCAGAGUGAAGCGCCGCUGGCAUACAACGCCUCCGCAAGCACUGGCAUCAACGGUACCUCGUUGCACCCCUCUCUGGCGGAGGGCGAGAGUGAUUUAGCCUUCAGUGGUGUUUGGUUUUGGCUUAGUGUUAUGGUCUACGGCUGGACUUGGGUCUCGCUGUGGCGAUGUACGGCAUCAGUGUGGGGCAAGUGGCAGGAGUUUUUUUCUCACACAGGCUUGAUGUCGACAACGGCAACGGCAACAGCAACGGCAACGGAGGCGGAGGCGGAGGAUGAAGAAGGGGAAGAGGCGGAGGAAGAAGAUGAUGAGGACGCGGAGUUCGGCCUGGGGCCUAGCACAACGGUGGGGACGCUGCAUUGGACGUUGGACGCCGCCUUGGAGUGGACAGGCAGCUCGCGAAAGAAACUGAUCCCACGGAUGGUGGAACUCGGAGUCCUUGUGCCGGUUUCAGUUCUUCUGGGGCACACGCCUGGGCAGGCGUUGCUCAUCUUAGUCCUGGCGGCGGGUCUCGGGUUUGGUCGCUUUCUAUACCCAAGGAAGCGUAUCACCGACCCGGUCCUUCGUUUUACCGAGGCCCAAGAGUACAAGGAAGGCGCAACGGCGUUGGACAUCGCCCUAUGGUACAUUGCCUAUGUCACAGAGAUGCUGUGUUCAAUCUUGCUCUCCACCUUUGCGGGGGUUGUUGUGCACUUUGCCUUAUCCCCAUACCUGCUAACGUUUCCGGCAUCGUUAUCGGCACUUAUUGGUGAACUCUCACCGAUACGAGUUCUGGCUUAUUGGCUGAUAGGGUUCUUCUGUUGCUUGGUUUUGCUGCAGGUGGAGGCGAGCAUCCUGUUUCCCCUCUUUGCUCCGAAUGUCCAAUUAUAUUUUGCUCGAAGUGUGGACAUGGACGUGGAAGAUGAUGGCGACUACUGGAGUGUCAUCUUGGCCCAAGUCAUUGACGUCGACCCGCUUCGCAUUGUUGUGGAUUUUGUCUGCCUGUGUUGCAUUGAGUUAACCGUUUUGUAUGUGUUUUUGGCCGCCCCCCUUUACGUCAUGUUUACCGCGUAUGGGGCGCUGACGGAGAGCGGGACAAGUGGAAACCUCACGCUGCCGCUUGCCUCUGGAUUCCCUGUAGCCAUCGUGGGACCUGGAGGCGACGGGGUCGGUGCGUGGCUAGACUUCGACCUCGCCUCGGAACUGAGGCCGUUGGUGGACGAUGGCUCUGAAAGCCUGCUCUCUCUCUUGGUCUGCUUGGCGUGCUACCUCGCGCGUCUCUCGCGAGGGGUGUUUGCCUGGCUCAUGGAUAAUCCUUACUGGUUGAACUGCGCGGCAAAUGCACUGAUCGUGUUUGGCGCAGGAACGGCUAUUUUCUGCAUGAGGCGAUUCCCAAUGAAGCGCAUGCAGUUGAAGGUCCUUCGAGGAGUUGUUAUGUUUCUUGCGCGUCACGUCGUUCACCUGGAGGAUUUUCUCUUCGAUGAGCAGCACCUCUCCAUCCUUGACAGCUGGCUGCGUAGCGACGCUCAGUCCGGUCCCCACUUUCCAGAGGUGCAGCUGUCGGCGUACCUCGUGCCGCGGCAGUGCUCGCUGCCGCCAGGGUCGGCGGUGCCACGAUAUCUGAGGCUGCGUCUUCUGGUCUUCUCGUGCCUGUUCUUUGCCGCCUCCGGUGCAUUGUUUUGGGCAAUCCCCUUGGCGGUCAUGACGCCGCUCUUAAUCGUUGUGCCGUACUCGGUGCCGCUCCUAUGCGUCUCGGUCAACCUGAUCUUCCUUGUAUUCAACCCCAGGAUGUACUUUGAUGCGGCGAACGAGUUUAUGCUGCUCUGCGUCCUCUUUGUUUUUGGCGUCCUGCUGCAGCCGCUCUUCAUCUGCGCCUCGCUGUGGCAGCUCUCGCUGCCGCAGCUGGUGCUGGAGACGAUGGAGUUCGACCACAAGCUGCGGCGCAUGGUAGGCGUGUACGACGACGAGGCGGAGGACGCCGCGCACUCUUGA
This is a messenger RNA of Trypanosoma conorhini, 2598 nucleotides long. Its product is annotated as putative Zn-finger protein. Gene Ontology annotation, molecular function: zinc ion binding. The coding region runs from base 1 to 2598 and encodes 865 amino acids. NCBI's taxonomy places the organism in Eukaryota, Euglenozoa, Kinetoplastea, Trypanosomatida, Trypanosomatidae. The transcript has a single exon. The record is from RefSeq and is a predicted model, not a curated record.